This is a messenger RNA of Notothenia coriiceps (black rockcod), 1097 nucleotides long. RefSeq names its product UTP11 small subunit processome component (gene utp11). Lineage: Eukaryota; Metazoa; Chordata; Actinopteri; Perciformes; Nototheniidae. The coding region runs from base 138 to 902 and encodes 254 amino acids. The transcript has 8 exons. The record is from RefSeq and is a predicted model, not a curated record. Gene Ontology annotation, biological process: rRNA processing. Gene Ontology annotation, cellular component: nucleolus; small-subunit processome.
AGGAACCCACGUGUGCAGCUAGCAGGAGGAAGCACUAAGCAGCAGGGAGAUUCAGCCUUUAGUUGUUAUACAUACCUGACACAUAUCUUCUUUUCCUAAACUAUUUAGCUUUAUUACGCCGGACGACUUUCGCCAUAAUGUCUUCGUUCAGGAAAGCGUUGAAGUCCCGACAGAAAAACCACCAUGAAAGAUCUCAGCCUGGUUUCAGGAAACAUUUGGGAUUGCUGGAGAAGAAAAAGGACUACAAACUCCGUGCAGUUGAUUACCACAAGAAACAAAACACUCUUUCUGCUCUGCGAAAGAAAGCUCUGGAUAAGAACCCAGAUGAGUUUUACUACAAAAUGAUCAACACCCAGCUGAAGGAUGGAAUUCAUGUAGCAAAAAAAGAAGGUGAGGAGGACGAGAUAACAGAGGAGCAGAAGAAAGUGAUGAGGACGCAGGAUAUCAAAUAUGUGGAGAUGAAAAGGGUGGCAGAGGCCAGGAAAAUUGAGAGGAUGAAAGGAGAGCUCCAUAUUCUGGAGGCAGACGGCAAACAGAAAAACCAUCAUACAUUCUUUGUGGAUUCCAAGAAAGAAGUGCAGUCAUUCGAUCUGGCAAACCACCUCAACACUGUCCCUGAGCUGGUGGACAGAGUGUUCAACAGACCAACUCUGAAAACUCUGGAGACAAAGAGCAUCCAGGGAGCUGUAGAGCCUCGCACUAUGAUGAAGUUGGCCAAGCUGAGGAAUCACCAGUACAAGAUCCUUUCCCAGAGGAUAGACAGAGAAAAGAAAAUGUUUGUGAUCGGCCAGAAGAUUCAGACCCGCAAGGACCUACAGGAUAAGAACAAGAAAGUGAAGGUAAAAAAGGAGACUCACAGUGCUGCAGCUAUCUACAAGUUUGAUGUCAAGAGGAAGCGCUGAGUGGGAUGUUCUCGUCAUGCUGAGAAGAAAUCACCAACUUUGCCGAUCUGAUAUUGGUGAAAUAGUGGACUUCGAGAUCACACCAUAGACAUGGGAGCAUUUUUAUUUCCUUAAAAGAUGUUGCAGCAAUGCAGUUUUGUAAAUAUUUAUCUACAACUUUUAGUUUCUUUCAAAUAAAUAUCAAAAGAACAUACA